AUGUCAUCGGCGGCAGCUUCCAGAGGUAACAACACCGGCGAAGAGCUGGAAAAUUCCGAUGUUCCUUCCCCUCCUCAAUCCCAAACCGGGAGUAGCAGCAAAAGCAGCCGGGACGGGGAUCGGGAGCACCGCAGUCACCGGCACCGAGACGACGGCGAUUACCAUCGGAACAAGAAUCAAGACCGGCGGAGAGAUUACUGUGAUAGGCCGAGUAGUUGGCGCCGCCACAGAACCAGAUCUAGAGACCGGAGUUCAAAGAGGAGACCAAUCACACCUUCUCCUCCUUCUCGUUCAUCACGCUCGAAAUCUGCCCGAAAAACCCUUUUCGAUAUGGCGUCGCCUGAGUUAACUCAGCCUCCACAGGCGAUACAAUUCCCCUUCCAGCUUCCAGUUCAGGUCUCAAAUCACAAUAUCCUGCCCCUCCAGGCAACCCGCCACCCGCGGCGAGUAUACUUAGGCGGGCUCCUGGCGUCGGCGACCGAGGCUUCCGUGGCGGCGUUCUUCAGCCACGUGAUAAGUGCCAUGGGCGGUAACAGUGCCUGGCCCGGAGAGGCGGUGAUGAGUUCUGUGGAAGAAGCCAGCAAUGCUAUGGCUUUAGAUGGGAUUAUCUUUGAAGGUGGACCCGUUAAGGUUAAAAGACCCACGGAUUACGACCCGAUUGAAGCUGCCUCUAUUGCUCCUACCCAGCCUAAUCCCAACUUGAACCUUGCUGCUGUUGGUCUGAAUCCUGGUUCCUCCACCGGGCUUGAUGGCCCGGACCGCCUGUUUGUGGGCGGGCUUCCGUAUAACCUCUCGGAAGCCGAAAUCAAAGAGCUGCUGGAGUCGUUGGGCACCCUUAGGGGUUUUGACUUGGUCAGAGAUAGAGAAACUGGGAACUCAAAAGGGUAUGCCUUUUGUGUCUACCACAAUUCAUCGGAUGCUGAUAUAGCCUGUGCCUAUCUUAACGGAACUCCGAUGGGCGGCCGGAAGAUUCUUACCGUCCGGCGCGCAAAUCAGGGUUGUAAUCAGCAACUCAAGCCGGGGCAAGAACAGGCUUUCCAGCAAGCCCAACAACAGAUUGCUAUCAAAAUGUCCAUGUUUCAAGCUCUUGCCACUCCAACUAAGGUUGUUUGUCUUAAAGAUGUUGUUAAUGUUGAGGAACUUCGGAAUGAUGAUGAUUAUGAGGAGAUAGUUGAUGAUAUGAGGGCAGAAUGCGGGAAAUUCGGGACUCUGGCGAACCUGCUGAUUUCCCGGCCUGGUCCGAACGGGGAACUAUUACCAGGGGUUGGUAGAGUUUUCUUGGAGUUUGCCGACGUGGAGAGCGCUGUGAAAGCGCGGGACGGACUGAAUGGCCGGAAAUUCGGAGGGAAUCCGGUGGUUGCGGUGUUUUAUCCCGAGAACAAGUUUUCAGGCGGGGAUUACAGUGGCUAA
Oldenlandia corymbosa var. corymbosa is the source of this 1410-nucleotide messenger RNA. The record is from the annotation of a GenBank genome assembly. NCBI's taxonomy places the organism in Eukaryota, Viridiplantae, Streptophyta, Magnoliopsida, Gentianales, Rubiaceae.